Molecule: messenger RNA, 12910 nt
Organism: Oryctolagus cuniculus (rabbit)
Lineage: Eukaryota; Metazoa; Chordata; Mammalia; Lagomorpha; Leporidae
Gene: EP400
Product: E1A binding protein p400
Biological process (GO): DNA repair
Cellular component (GO): NuA4 histone acetyltransferase complex; Swr1 complex
Molecular function (GO): chromatin binding; ATP binding
Source: RefSeq, a predicted model, not a curated record
CUGCACGGGCGCCUUGCUGAGGCGGGGCGCCAGGUGGAGAGGGUGCGGUGGGUCGGAGCCGGACGCCCCGCCGGCGAGUUGAGGCGGCUGUCCCCAUGCUAGCGGGCCGUGUCCCUGGGAUUGCGAGGAGGUUGGUUCUGCACUUGCGCCGUAUGACGGCCGUGUCGCAGAGUUUGUGUAGUAAAGUGACUUUUGCUUUUUUUGGUGGUGGUGGUGGGGGUGGUGUAUGCCCACGUACCGUGUGGCUGGGGAAAGACGGUCUCGUAGAAACUGGGACUCUCGUGCUACGCAGAGGUGAGCACCCUGACCCGGGGCCCCGGGUCUACCAGGUCGUUAAUAAGCAGAUGGGACUGUAGGUCAGUGUCCGUGCUCUGGGAACGCCGUCGCUGUGUGAGGGCGCGCGGCUGCCGGCGCUGGGUCCGAGUGAUGCUUCCGUGGCUUCCUUCUCCUCCGAGUCUCCCCCAUCGGCGGGCGCGUCUGGAUCCCGUGUACCCCUCCCACUGCCCUUUUGUUCCGGAACUGGGAAGCUUGUGUCCUCCAUGCCGCUGCGUCCUUUCCGCGCUUCGCCUGAGCCAGUGUCGCCUCCCCUGGCGCAGCCACACCGCCGGGUCCCCGUGGUAGCAGCCUUUGCCCCCUCCCCUGGCCCUGACACUGCUCUGUCGCUUCUGCUGCCGCAGCCGGCCUCACAGCUCCUUGUGGUUCCGCCCCGUGUGCCGGCGGCACAUGCCGUGGCGCGGUGUCCCGGCUGGAUCCUCCCUGCCCAGAGUGCCGCUUUUUGGGCAUUUGGCCCGGCAGUUAAGUCCCUGCCUGGCACACCACACCGUGUCGGAGUGCCUUCUUUAGUCCAGCUCCCCUCUAAAGCCUUCUGGUCCGCUUUAGCACAGCGCCCCCACCUCAGCAGUUUUGUUUUUUCAUUGACGUAUAGUAGGGUUCACUUUGGUGUACAAUUCUGAGAAGUUUGACAGCUGUUGUGAUUUUCCCCACAAUCAAAGGAAACGGCUCCCUCUCCCCAGGAGGUCCCCUCGUGCUGCCAUUGCAGUUGAGUCCUCCCUUCGGCCCUUGGUGACCGCCGACGCCUGUCUCUGGAUUCCCGUCAUUUUCCAGGAUGCUGUGUAAAGGAAGUCACCUGGCUCUUCGCACAGGACGCGAGUCCACCUGUUGGGUGCUGAGUGCUACCCCGUGGUGCGGGUGCGCACGCUGUGUCCCUCCUUCCAUCCGGUUUGCUCUGUCUCCAGGUGUUGCUGUGUGCCUCCCCAUCGUGAGAUGUUCCCACUACUGCUGACCCCCUCCCAGGACCCCCACCAAGGGCAGUGUCUCUCACAAGGGGGUGAAAAUGGGUUCUUUUAUAGUGGUCUGUGGCCUCAGGGCGGAGGUAGAGCUUCCUGGGGUUCGUUAGGAGAAAAGCUCCGACACAUGUCACUGGGGGACAGUGGAAAAAGAUGGAGAAACGGCAGUAGGACGGAGAACGUUCCGCGGGAUAGCAAGGGAGGUGAUGAUGCACCAUGGCGGCGGCUCCCAGGGUGCCCAGCAUCAGCCGCAGAGGCCCCGGUCCUUCCCUGGCAGCGAAGAAGAGCAGGCGGCCCACCCGAACCUGCCCCCGUCCCCCGCCGCACCCCAGUCCCCUGGGUACCAGAUACAGCAGCUGAUGAGUAGGAGUCCCGUGGCUGGGCAGAACGUGAACAUCACCCUGCAGAACGUGGGCCCCGUCGUUGGAGGAAACCAGCAGAUCACGCUGGCCCCUCUGCCGCUUCCCAGCCCCACCUCUCCAGGCUUCCAGUUUGGUACCCAGCCGAGGCGCUUUGAUCACGGGUCUCCGUCGUACAUUCAGGUCACUUCUCCCCUGUCCCAGCAGGUGCAGACCCAGAGCCCCACGCAGCCCAGCCCGGGGCCGGGGCCAGCCCUGCAGAGUGUACGUGCGGGUGCCCCGGGGCCCGGGCUGGGCCUCUGCAGUGGCAGCCCCACGGCAGGCUUUGUGGAUGCCAGUGUGCUCGUCAGGCAGAUCAGCCUGAGCCCCUCCAGUGCUGGGCACUUUGUGUUUCAGGAUGGCUCGGGGCUUGCCCAGAUCGCCCAGGGCGCCCAGGUGCAGCUCCAGCACGCGGGGACGCCCAUCGCAGUCCGGGAGAGGAGACUCUCCCAGCCUCACACUCAGUCGGGAGGCACCGUCCACCAUCUGGGCCCCCAGAGCCCUGCGGCUGCAGGGGGUGCUGGCCUGCAGUCGCUGGCAAGCCCAAGCCACAUGGCCACGGCGAGCCUGCCACCUCAGAUCAGCAGCAUCCUCCAGGGCCAGCUGAUCCAGCAGCAGCAGCAGCAGGUGCUGCAGGGGCCGCCGCUGAGCAGGCCCCUGGGGUUCGAGAGGACCCCAGGAGUGCUGCUCCCCGGGGUUGGGGGGGCGCCAGCCUUUGGGAUGACCUCCCCACCGCCACCCACCAGCCCUUCCAGAACCUCUGUGCCCCCGGGCCUGUCCAGUCUGCCCCUCACAUCUGCGGGCAGUACAGGCAUGAAGAAGGCUCCAAAGAAGUUAGAGGAGAUCCCCCCAGCCUCGCAGGAGCUGGCGCAGAUGCGGAAGCAGUGCCUGGACUAUCACCACAAGGAGAUGGAGGCUCUGAGGGAGGCCUUCAAGGAGUACUUGAUCGAACUGUUCUUCUUACAACAUCUGCAAGGGAACAUGAUGGAUUUCUUAGCGUUCAAGAAGAAGCAUUAUGCCCCUUUACAAGCGUAUCUUAGGCAAAACGAUUUGGACAUUGAAGAAGAGGAGGAGGAAGACGAAGAGGAGGAAGAGAAAUCUGAGGUUAUCAAUGAUGAGGUAAAGGUUGUGACAGGAAAGGAUGGGCAGACUGGUACUCCCGUUGCUAUAGCAACCCAGCUUCCUCCAAAUGUUUCUGCUGCUUUUUCAUCCCCGCAGCACCCAUUUCAGCAGCAAGCCCUCGCGGGGAGUCUGGCAGGGCCCGGCAGUGCCGCAGAGACAGACCCAUUCAAGAGGCAGCAGGGGCUGCCACCCACAGAGCAGUCUAAGCGACCUCGACUUGAAGUGGGUCACCAAGGGGUAGUUUUCCAGCACCCAGGGGUGAGCGCAGGAGUUCCUCUGCAGCAGUUAAUGCCAACAGUCCAAGGAGGAAUGCCCCCUGCCCCUCAGGCCACGCAGCUCACCGGGCAGAAGCAGAGCCAGCAGCAGUACGACCCUUCCACAGGGCCUCCUGUGCAGAACGCCGCCAGCUUGCACACUCCGCCUCCGCAGCUGCCUGCCAGGCUGCCCCCCGCCGGUGUCCCCACUGCAGCCCUCCCGUCUACACUGCAGUAUCCGCAGCAGCCACAGGUGGUAGAGGCUCAGACACAGCUUCAAGUCCCGCUGAAGACUCAGCAGCCAAAUGUUCCUGUCCCCGCGCCUCUCCCCAGCCAGCUCCCUCUUCCUCCUCCACAGCCCAUGCAGCCGGCCCUGCACAUCCCGGUGCCUGGGAAGGCCCAGAUACAGGCAGCUCAGCUUCCAUCCCAGCCACAGACAGUGGCAUCCACACGGCCACCCAUGGACUCUGCCCAGCCCUGCCAGCGGCCUCUGCCCACUUCCUCGUCUACCUCGUCCCUUGCACCUGUGAGUGGCCUAGGCUCAGGACCCCUGCCUGCGCGGUCAUCACCAGUGAACAGACCUUCCUCAUCAACCAACAAGGCGCUGUCUCCUGUUGCUUCCCGGUCUCCAGGGGUGGCUGUGUCAGCCGCACCCAAACCACAGAGCCCUGCUCAGAACGCUGCCUCGUCCCAAGACAGUUCUCAGGAAAAGCUCGCAGAACAAAUGACACUGGAAAACCAGAUCCACCAGCGGAUUGCAGACCUAAGGCGAGAAGGCCUGUGGUCUCUGCGGCGGCUGCCAAAGCUGCAGGAGGCCCCCCGGCCCAGGUCCCACUGGGACUGCCUGCUGGAGGAGAUGCAGUGGAUGGCCACAGACUUCGCCCAGGAGAGGCGGUGGAAGGUGGCUGCUGCUAAGAAGCUCGUCAGAACUGUGGCACGCCACCAUGAGGAGAGGCGGGUCCGCGAGGAGAGAGGCAAGAAGGAGGAGCAGAGCAGACUGAGGCGCAUCGCUGCAUCGACUGCCCGAGAAAUAGAGUAUUUUUGGUCUAACAUUGAACAGGUUGUCGAAAUAAAACUACAAGUAGAAUUAGAAGAAAAAAGGAAAAAGGCCUUAAAUUUACAGAAAGUUUCCAGAAAAGGGAAGGAGUUGAGACCCAGGGGAUUGGAAGUAUUACCAGAACAUUUCCUGGAUUCCAGAGUAUCUGGAAGAAAGAGAAAAGCAAGCACGUCCUUGACUGAUGAUGAAGUGGAAGAUGAAGAGGAGACCAUUGAAGAGGAGGAAGCACACGAAGGGGCCGUCGAUCACCAGACAGAACUUUCUAAUUUAGCCAAAGAAGCGGAGCUGCCACUGACCGACUUGGUGAAGCUGUACGAGGGCGCAUUUCUGCCGAGUUUCCAGUGGCCACAGCCCAGUCCUGACAGUGACGAGACGAGCGAGGACGAAGAUGCCGAGGACUGCCCUGGUGAGGGGGAAAGUCGGAGGGACCUGGUCCUCAUAGACUCACUUUUCAUCAUGGAUCAGUUUAAAGCUGCAGAGAGAAUGAAUGUUGGGAAACCCAACACAAGAGACAUUGCAGAAGUGACAGCUGUGGCCGAGGCUGUCCUGCCCAAGGGCAGUGCCCGGGUCUCAACUGCGGUGAAGUUCAGCGCCCCGGCUCUAUUGUAUGGGGCUCUCAGAGACUACCAGCAGAUCGGCCUGGACUGGCUGGCCAAGCUCUACCGGAAGAACCUCAAUGGCAUAUUGGCAGAUGAAGCUGGGCUUGGUAAAACAGUGCAGAUCAUUGCUUUUUUUGCUCACCUAGCUUGCAAUGAAGGUAAUUGGGGCCCCCAUCUUGUGGUUGUGAGGAGCCAUAAUGUGCUUAAAUGGGAACUUGAAUUGAAACGCUGGUGUCCUGGGCUCAAAACCCUCUCCUGGAUUGGCAGCCACAGAGAACUCAAAGCAAAGAGACAGGAGUGGGCCGAGCCCAACAGCUUCCACAUCUGCAUCACGUCCUACAAGCAGUUCUUCAGGGGCUAUGCCUCCUUCUCCCGAGUGAGCUGGAAGUGCCUGGUCAUCGACGAGAUGCAGCGUGUGAAGGGCAUGACCGAGAGGCACUGGGAGGCCGUCUUCACCCUGCAGAGUCAGCAGCGACUGCUUCUGAUCGAUGCGCCACUGCACAACACCUUCCUGGAGCUCUGGACCAUGGUGCACUUCCUCAUCCCUGGCAUCUCCAGGCCUUACAUGAGCUUCCCUCUGAAAACGCCCAGCGACGAGAACCAGGACUACUACCACAAAGUGGUCAUAAGGCUGCACAGGGUGACACAGCCGUUUAUAUUGAGGAGAACUAAAAGAGAUGUGGAAAAGCAGCUGACAAAGAAAUACGAGCAUGUUUUGAAGUGCCGCCUCUCCAACCGGCAGAAGGCCUUGUACGAGGACGUCAUCCUGCAGCCUGGAACUCAAGAGGCCCUGAAGAGCGGGCACUUUGUCAGCGUCCUGAGCGUCCUGAUGCGGCUGCAGCGCAUCUGCAACCACCCGGGACUGGUGGAGCCCCGGCUGCCUCACGCCUCCUACGUGGCAGGGCCUCUGCGGUAUUGCUUGGCCUCUCUGAUUCUGAAGGCGCUGGACAGAGAUUUUUGGAAGGAAAUUGAUCUUUCUAUAUUUGACCUCAUUGGGUUAGAGAAUAAAAUCACUCGCCAUGAGGCAGAAUCACUGUCUAGGAAGAAGGUGACUCGGAAACUCAUGGAGGAGAUCUUCACCUCACCACCCCCAUCCGCACGGCCAGCAUCUGUGAAGCUGAAGGCGAGCAGGUUGUUUCAGCCCGUGCAGUACGGCCAGAAACCCGAGGGCCGCACCGUGGCAUUCCCCAGCACACACCCACCCCGGACAGCAGCCAGCACCGCAGCCACUGCUGCUCCUCAGGGCCAGCUGCGAGGACGGCCACCAGUUGCCACUUUCUCUGCGAAUCCGGAUGUGAAAGCAGCAGCAGCCCCGUUUCAGAGCUCUCAGGCCUCCUCCAGUGCUGCUCGACACCAGCCCGCCUCGACCUUCAGCACGGCCGCUAGCCCAGCCCAUCCUGCGAAACUGCGGGCUCAGACCACUGCACAGGCCUCCGCCCCAGGCCCGCCCCCGCCCCAGCCCCAGGCCCCCGCGCACGCGGCCGGGCAGAGCCCGCUGCCUCAGAGGCUGGUGCUCACCUCGCAGGCCCAGGCCCGCCUGCCCAGCAGAGUUACAGAGAGGGAGAGAGAGAGAUCUUCCAUCUGCUGGUUCACUCUGCAAAUGGCUGUAGUGGCCAGGGCUGGUCCAGGCCAAAGCCAGGAGCUUCAUCCAGGUCUCCCAUGUGGGUGCAGGGGCCCAAGCACUUGGGCCAUCCUCUGCUUUCCCAGGCCAUUAGCAGGGAGCUGGAUCGGAAGUGGAGCAGCCAGGACUGGAACAGGCACUCACUUGGGAUGUCGGCGUUGCAGGCGGCAGCUUGUUUACCUCUGUGGCGAGGUAGUAAAAAUAGCACAGCUGGCGUCCAUCGCGGGACCGCAGAGUCGGGUCACUCAGCCCGAGACGCCUGUAACCCUGCAGUUCCAGGGCAACAAGUUCACCUUGUCACACAGCCAGCUCCGGCAGCUCACGGCAGGCCAGCCUCUGCAGCUCCAAGGCAGCGUUCUCCAGAUCGUGUCAGCCCCCGGGCAGCCCUACCUGCGAGCCCCUGGCCCUGUGGUGAUGCAGACCGUGUCUCAGGCGGGUGCUGUGCAUGGCACCCUGGGAAGCAAGCCCCCGGCCGGCGGCCCCAACCCUGCGCCCUUGACCCCACAAGCUGGUGUUCCCAGUCGAGUGGCUGUUAAUGCCUUGGCCGUGGGAGAACCUGGGAUGGCCUCCAAGCCAGCCUCCCCCGGUGGAGGGCCUACCCAGGAGGAAAAGGCCAGGCUUCUGAGGGAGCGGCUGGACCAGAUCCAUCUUGCCAACGAGCGGCGCUGUUGCCAGGCCCCGGUGUAUGGCCGGGACUUGCUGAGGAUUUGUUCCCUGCCAGGAAGAAUACACAUGCCUGGGAAGGUGGCUGGGCCGGCCAGCUGUCACCUGUCACCCUCAGAAAGUAAGGGCGACUUGAUUCUGACCCUGAGUCAGUGCCAGGAGUCUCUGCAGGACGUGCUGGGCAGGGUGGCCUGUGUUAUCCCUCCUGUGGUGGCCGCACCCCCGGCCCUGUGCGUGGCAAGGCCUCCCUCCCUGUACAGCCACAGGCUGCGGGUCCUGAAGCAGCGCCUGGAGGAGCACGCGGCCCCCUUCCUCCAGCAGCUGCGGCGCUGGACGGCCCUGCGCUCGCUGCAGUUUCCUGAGCUGAGGCUGGUGCAGUUCGACUCAGGGAAGUUAGAAGCCUUGGCUCCCUUGCUGCAGAAGUUGAGAUCUGAGGGGCGCCGGGUGCUGAUUCUGUCACAGAUGGUUCUGAUGCUGGAUAUCUUAGAGAUGUUCUUGAACUUCCAUCACCUCACCUACAUCCGCAUUGAUGAGAACGCCAGCAGUGAGCAGCGGCAGGAGCUGAUGCGGAGUUUCAACAGGGACAGGCGGAUCUUCUGCGCCCUUCUCUCCACUCACAGCCGCGCCACAGGGGUCAGCCUCGUGGAGGCAGACACUGUCGUGUUCUACGACAAUGACCUGAACCCUGUGAUGGACGCCAAGGCCCAGGAGUGGUGUGAUCGGAUUGGGAGAUGCAAGGACAUUCACAUCUACAGGCUUGUGAGUGGAAAUUCCAUUGAAGAGAAAUUGUUGAAAAACGGAACUAAAGAUUUGAUCCGAGAGGUAGCCGCUCAGGGGAACGACUACUCCAUGGCAUUCCUCACACAGCGCACCAUCCAGGAGCUGUUUGAGGUCUACUCCCCCAUGGAUGAUGCCGGCUUCCCUGUGAAAGCUGAGGAGUUUGUCGUGCUCUCUCAGGAACCUUCCGUAACAGACAACAUUGCUCCCAAGAUCGCAAGACCUUUCAUAGAGGCCCUCAAGAGCAUCGAGUGUUUGGAGGAAGAUGCACAGAAAGCCGGCGAGGCUGUGGUGCCUGGGUUGGAUGCUGACGCCCUGUUGUCAGACUCAGGCGACCUGCUGGUUGAGGACGGGCCAUCACAGCUGGAGGAGCUGGCUGACUUUAUGGAGCAGCUUACACCUAUUGAAAAAUACGCCUUGAAUUACCUGGAAUUUUUCCAUACUUCCUUUGAGCAAGAAAAACAGAGAAGUAGUGGGGAUGCAGUCAUGGCGUCGGUGAGGGAGUGGGAGUCCCGGAACAUGAAGGCGCAGCAGGACAGAGAGGCCCAGCUGCAGCUGGAGCAGGAGGAGGCCGAGCUCCUCACCUACACCCGAGAGGAUGCCUACAGCAUGGAAUAUGUCUACGAGGAUGCUGACGGGCAGACAGAGGUGAUGCCGCUCUGGACCCCACCCACUCCCCCUCAGGAUGACAAUGACAUCUACAUUGACUCGGUUAUGUGUCUCAUGUAUGAAACCACCCCCAUCCCAGAAGCCAAGCUACCCCCAGUGUAUGUGAGGAAGGAACGCAAGCGGCACAAGACGGACCCCUCAGCUGCAGGCAGGAAGAAGAAGCAGCGGCACGGAGAAGCAGUUGUCCCGCCCAGGUCGCUGUUCGACCGAGCCGCACCGGGCAUGCUCAAGAUUCGGCGAGAAGGCAAGGAGCAGAAGAAGAACUUGCUGCUGAAACAGCAGGCUCAGUUUGCCAAGCCCCUGCCCACUUUUGCCAAGCCCACAGCUGAGUCUGGGCAGGACAGUCCCGAGUGGCUCAUCGGCGAGGACUGGGCCCUGCUGCAGGCCGUAAAGCAGUUGCUGGAGCUGCCUCUGAACCUCACAGUUGUGUCGCCGGCCCACACCCCAAACUGGGAUCUUGUCAGCGAUGUCGUCAACUCCUGCAGCCGGAUCUACCGCUCUUCCAAACAGUGCCGGAAUCGCUACGAGAACGUCAUCAUCCCAAGAGAAGAGGGGAAGAGCAAAAACAACCGCCCCGUGCGCACGAGCCAGCUCUAUGCGCAGGAUGAGAACGCCGCCCACACCCAGCUGUACACAAACCACUUUGAGUUAAUGAAGACCACUGCUGGCAAGAGAAGCCCUCCCAUCAAGCCCCUGCUCGGCAUGAACCCCUUCCAGAAAAACCCCAAGCAUGCCUCUGUGCUGUCGGAAAGUGGGAUCAACUACGACAAGCCACUGCCUCCCAUUCAGGUUGCGUCUCUCCGUGCAGAGCGGAUUGCCAAAGAGAAAAAGGCCCUGGCUGACCAGCAGAAGGCGCAGCAGCCAGCCGUGGCUCAGCCACCUCCCCAGCAGCAGCAGCAGCCCCCACCACCACCUCAGCAGCCACCACCACCACUGCCACAGCCACAGGCCACAGGCAGCCAGGCACCAGCAGGACCGCCAGCGGUGCAGCCUCAGGCCCAGGCCCAGGCCCCAGCACAGCCACAGCCUGUGCAGGCUCCACCAAAGGGGCAGCCUGCCAUCACCACCGUGGGCAGCGCUGCAGUGCUGGCAGGAACCAUUAAGACGUCAGUGACAGGAACAAGCAUGCCAACUGGCACCGUGAGUGGAAAUGUGAUAGUGAAUACCAUUGCGGGUGUCCCUGCAGCCACCUUCCAGUCCAUCAACAAGCGCCUUGCCUCGCCUGUGGCUCCUGCUGCCUUGCCUGCAACUGGAGGUUCUGCUCCUGCCCAGGUGGUUCACACCCAGCCACGAGCAGUUGGCUCCCCAGCCACAGCCACCACCGACCUGGUAUCCAUGACAACAACUCAGGGUGUUCGAGCUGUCACUUCAGUGACAGCCUCAGCUGUGGUCACCACCAACCUGACCCCGGUGCAGACCCCAGCACGGUCUCUGGUGACGCAGGUGUCCCAAGCCACAGGGGUUCAGCUUCCAGGAAAGACCAUCACACCGGCACAUUUCCAGCUCCUGAGGCAGCAGCAGCAGCAACAGCAGCAGCAGCAGCAGCAGCAGCAGCAGCAGGCCUCCCAGGUGCAGGUUCCGCAGAUGCAGGGCCAGACCCAGUCCCCUGCACAGAUCAAAGCCGUGGGCAAAUUGGCACCGGAACACAUCAUCAAAAUGCAGAAGCAGAAGCUGCAGCUGCCCCCGCAGCCCCCACCGCCACAGGCCCAGCCAGGACCCCCGCAGCCCACAGCCCAGGUGCAAGUGCAGCCGCCACAGCCCCCACAGCAGCAGAGCCCGCAGCUCACCACAGUCACGGCUCCACGGCCCGGAGCGCUGCUCACAGGCACCACGGUGGCCAACCUCCAGGUGGCCCGGCUUACCCGGGUUCCCACUUCUCAGCUGCAGGCGCAAGGGCAGAUGCAGACCCAGACGCCCCAGCCGGCCCAGGUGGCCUUGGCGAAGCCGCCGGUGGUGUCCGUCCCAGCGGCCGUGGUCUCCUCGCCGGGAGUCACCACCCUGCCCAUGAACGUGGCGGGCAUCAGCGUGGCCAUCGGGCAGCCGCAGAAAGCAGCAGGGCAGACCGUCGUGGCGCAGCCUGUGCACGUGCAGCAGCUGCUGAAGCUCAAGCAGCAGGCCGUCCAGCAGCAGAAGGCCCUCCAGCCCCAGGUUGCCCAGGGCCCAGCCGCCGUCCAGCAGAAGAUAACAGCACAGCAGAUUGCUGCCCAGGGCCCACAGCAGAAGGUCACCUACGCCACCCAGCCAGCCCUGAAAACCCAGUUUCUCACCACACCCAUCUCUCAGGCACAGAAACUGGCCGGGACUCAGCAGGUGCAGACCCAGAUCCAGGUUGCAAAGCUUCCUCAAGUUGUGCAGCAGCAGAGCCCUGUGGCCGGCAUCCAGCAGGUGGCCUCUGCCUCCCAGCAGGCUUCUCCACAGACAGUGACGCUGACACAGGCGACGGCGGCAGGGCAGCAGGUGCAGAUGAUCCCUGCGGUGACGGCGACGGCCCAGGUGGUCCAGCAGAAGCUCAUCCAGCAGCAGGUGGUGACCCCAGCGUCAGCCCCGCUUCAGACACCUGGUGGCCCGAGCCCCGCGCAGGUUCCGGCGGGCUCCGACAGCCCGAGUCAGCAACCCAAGCUGCACAUGCGGGUCCCCGCGGUCAGGCUGAAGACGCCCACCAAGCCGCCGUGCCAGUAGUUGGAGGAGCGGGCGCUCGCGUCUGUGGGAGACGCUGCUGCGUGAGAUGCGUGCGCCCCGGGAGCUGUCCCUGAGGCAGCGGCGGGGUCGCCCCUGGGAAUUUGGCCCUACCUGGCCCGCCAGCCCGCCCGCCGGUCUCCCUGUUCACUUUCUCCUCCAGAGCAGCAGGCUGGGCUUUGAGAGCCACGAAGAGUCCCUGGCGGUGCCUGCCACGUCCGUCUGUGUCCGCCUCAGGGGCAGGCGUCUGCAGGCAGCCCUGCGGUCGCUCCCUGUCCCGAGGGAGAGCAGCCAUGGCUUGCUCUGCUUUGACGCACACGCUGAGUCUGUGCACACGUGACACGCCCCAGCUUGCGUCCGAGGGAGAUGCCCAGUGGGGCCUCCCCAGCCCCACAGCCAGUGUGAUUUGUUUUCGUUUAAAGGAAACUCGGCGCGUUCAUGACGGGCCCUGGCUUUGGAUAAAGCUCUGGGUCCUGGGUGUGCCCAGCGUCCCCCAGCACACGGGCAGCCUCGUGCUCCUGUCCCAGUCGCACGCUGUGAGGUGCAGAGUGAGCCUCACAGGCUCCCCUGCUCCUCACUGGGACGAGGCCUGAUGUGGGGCCUCGAGCUCCUCUGUGGGUAGCGUCCUGGGUGGAGCCACAGCGCAGCCCUUCCAGGCGUGCGGCGUCCUCGGUGGUGGCAUCAGGCAUUUGCCGCGGUGUCUCAGGCGUGGCUCUGCCAGCACAAGUGGAGAAGCGCCUGGGCUGGUGUGAAAGGGGUGCAGCGAGGGCGAGACAGGAGCACCUGCCUCUGUCUGGCGGACGUGGCGGCCUCCCUUCCUGGGCUCUCCCCAGGCGGACAGGGCCGCGUCCAGCUGAGCUUGUGCUGAGCCGUUCCCAUUGGCGGUCCAGGAAGGUAGGUUCUGCUCAGCUUGUGGAGACCAAGUGUCAGGCCACACACACUUCAAGGUUCCCGACGUUCAUCGCCUGGGCUCUGUCCUGACGUGCCCCUUGAGUGGCAUUGAGGAGGCGCUGUCCUCUGGGGUCCCCUCACCCUGCGGCCUGUGUGCCACUCCCUGCGAGCUGGCUUUUGAGCCCUUGAUGAGAAAUUUGGACAGACGUGAAGAUCAAAUGCUGGAAGGAAGGGACUUAACGUUUCAGUGCGUGCAGCUUAGCACGGAACACCAGGACCCGCUCCCGUGGCCGGCCCUGCCCGUGCUGGUUUGGUCAGCACCGCCUGCACCGAGAUGCCCGGCCAGCGUCCCCUGCUAAGUGCACUGGGGUCACUCCACGCAGCCAGUCCAGCGGCGGUCGUGUUGUCACCUCUAAACGCCUGGGUGUGUGGUUCCCGCCGCUCGCUGCAGGGCACUCCUCGUAGUCCAGUGUACUGUUUCUUGGCCUGUUGUAAAGGUUAACCUGCCCAGUUAUUUAAGAAGUAAGUAUGUGUUUGGGAAGUUGUCGUCCAGCCCUCCUCCCUGCAAGCCCACACCAUCUGUGAAUCGGAGGUUUUCAGAACGUGACACAAGGCGGCGGCCAGAGCACCGUCCAGAUCUGGGUGGGCUCCGUGGGCAGCAGAGGCUUGGAGCCCUGGUGGAGGUCUGGGGCCUGAGGCAGGGGUUUGCCCUUGUGUGUUGUUGUUGUUUUUGUUAAUUAUUGUAACUAGAUAGCUGUUGUGUUUUAAUCUCUAAAGGAACAGGACUGAAACUGUAAAUACUUUGUAAACAUAAGAGUUUGUACUUGAAUGGUAGGAUUUUAAAAGGGCCCUGAUAUCUGCCAAACAAAAGGCAUAAUAAAAUGACCUUUUUGUAGA